AUGUCACAAGACCGUGACGUUGAUGCUGCAAUGUUGCUAAGUGAACGCUAUGAGACUAGUCUUACUUUAUCAACAGACUUCGUAUCUCACUCACCCGAGACCCAGAUUGUUGAUGGAUCUCCAGCACGAAACUGCGAAUUUCCAUCAAUUGUCCAUCUCCAAGUUUACAACACACCUUCCGAUAAUACGGUUGGUUUGUGUGGAGGUACUUUGAUUGAUGCUACACACGUAUUGACAGCAGCUCACUGCCUGGAAGGAAACGUCAGAAAGGUUACUGUAAAUAUUGGUUCCAACAAUAAGUGGGCUCCUGGUCCUCAGUCAAGAAGUGUAACCCAAAUUGUGAACCAUGGUGAAUAUGUACACACUACCUACCUAAUUAAAAACGACAUCGCCAUUUUGACAUUAGACCGUCCAGUCAGUGAAGGCAGAUGUGUCAAAUUUGCACAAUUGGCCAGAAAAGGAGAAACAUUUGGUACCCGAAGAUGUAUGGCUGCUGGAUGGGGAGAUUUCCAAUUUAAUGGAAACAGUCCUAACGAAUUAUACAAAGUGGCUCUUCCAGCUAUUCCUCAUCAUGUAUGUAAAAGCAAUUCCAGGAUGCGAAUUGCUGAUGGAAUUCUUUGUGCCGGAGACUUCACACAAGGUGGAGCAUCUACUUGCCAGGGUGAUUCUGGUGGUCCACUUUAUUGCCCAAGCUCAAAUGGUCAAAUGGUCUUGGCAGGAGUAACCUCGUUUGGAAACAACUGCGACAAGGAAAUAAGUGCUUUCAGUGAUGUCGGAUAUUUCCGAGAUUGGAUCGAGAGUAAUCUCUAAGAAGUAUGAAUCAGGGAUGCUAGAAAUAGCAGCU
Messenger RNA from Octopus bimaculoides (California two-spot octopus), 844 nucleotides. RefSeq names its product chymotrypsin-1. Gene Ontology annotation, molecular function: serine-type endopeptidase activity. The record is from RefSeq and is a predicted model, not a curated record. Lineage: Eukaryota; Metazoa; Mollusca; Cephalopoda; Octopoda; Octopodidae. Gene Ontology annotation, biological process: proteolysis.